AUGCAUUCUACUUCGAUCCUCACAUUUCUCCUUUCCUUCGCCUUAUUCUUCCAAGGAAUCGAUGCCUUAGCGCGAUCCAAGCUUGACCAAUACACCUCAGAUGACUGUGAUGGCAACUGGGGCGAUGGAGAAAAACACCGAAGCCAGCGUAACAUAAACAUUCAGCCUGGAAAGAAAGGAUGUAUCGAUAUCAACUCCUCGACCGAGAGUAUCUGGCUUGGCCGAGGAACUGGCCUGGCCUGGAGACGUAAGAUGACCGCCUACUCUGAGACCGGCUGUCCUUCAAAUAAGCGGAUCGAUUUUCUUAAGGAGAAAGACGGUUACUAUAAGAAUAAGAGUGGGAGGCGUGUGCCGAAAGGAAACUGCAUUCCUAUUGAUUACAUGUAUGUCGGCGCUCAAGGCGUUGACCAGGAGCACAAUGGACGACUCAUGUCUGUCAAGUUUGAAAAUAUUUAG
This is a messenger RNA of Penicillium manginii, 456 nucleotides long. RefSeq lists its product as uncharacterized. The coding region runs from base 1 to 456 and encodes 151 amino acids. The record is from RefSeq and is a predicted model, not a curated record. The transcript has 3 exons. Lineage: Eukaryota; Fungi; Ascomycota; Eurotiomycetes; Eurotiales; Aspergillaceae.